Botrytis byssoidea is the source of this 288-nucleotide messenger RNA. RefSeq lists its product as uncharacterized. Bases 1 to 288 code for a protein of 95 amino acids. Lineage: Eukaryota; Fungi; Ascomycota; Leotiomycetes; Helotiales; Sclerotiniaceae. The record is from RefSeq and is a predicted model, not a curated record. The transcript has a single exon.
AUGGAUGUUAUGAAUGUGAUAGAGGAAGCUAAUAAACUCAAAGAACCAUUCCGAGCUUUGAUGGAUUUUCUAUUAAUCAAACAAGCGACACCGAUACCACCAUAUUGUACCGCUCGCGAUUACCUACAGGCGACAGUAUAUGUCCUUGAAGCCAAGUUUGAUGAAGAUACUAGAAAGACUGAUGCCCUUUUGCCAACUCUUAAAGGACUAUUUCCCCGACAGGUAGUUUCUCUUCCCGGUCCACCUCUAGAGCCCAUGGGUGGUUGGUCCAUGGCUCAUCGAUUUUGA